AUGUUACCGAAUACUUCAGAUAACAAGCGGCACGGAUAUCCACCAAUUUUAAGAAAAUCGAAGCCACUCGAGAGGAAUUACAAAGACUCGAUCUCAUUCACACUUCCAUCAAUCUCGAGACGAACAUCAAGAAUUGAUAGUUUGAGAAAGUCAUCAACCAUCAAUAAAGACAUAGAAAUUGUAGACAUAGUCUCACUCAUUGAGCAUCGUGUGAAACAUUUAAGACAAAAUGCGUUCUUGUACUUGAUGUAUGCUUAUCCAUUGUCAAGUGAACUUUUCUCGCCUUACAGCUUUGUUGAAGUUCCGUACUCGAAAGUAGAUAAGGCUCAUUUCUUUACGAUAUCAAAAGAAGGAUUUACUUUAUGGAGCUCAGCUGAGAAUCACUUUACGAGAAUUGGUGAUUGGUAUCGAGAUUAUUUGAAUUAUUGUAAUGUUGCUAAAAUCAAAUUAUUCAAAAGGUUUCGUCUGUGGAAAAGUUUUACAGUUUGGCACAAAGCAAUUAAAUGGAAGAAGUUUCAUGAUUGUCGAAACUUUAUCGAAGAGAAUCUUUUCUUUGCUAAUCCAAUUUUACACAAAACACUGCUCGAAUUACAAACAGAAAAUUGUGAAUUAAUUAAAGAAAAGUUUACACAUAUCGAUAUUGUCGAGAAUUGGCAUCUCUUCUACUUCAUUGAGAGUCAAAUGGCACAAUUUGAGUUGACACGGAAUUUAUUGUACAAGUUUCGUGAUCAAAUUGAGAAGAAACUGUUUGAUGCGUGCUAUCAGGCAAUGAUUCAAAAAGGUUUCACGCCAGAAGAUGAAAUCUUGAAUUGCAAAUCGAUUAAGAAGCUUAAGGAUCAAAUAAGUUUUACGGAAAGAGCUAGCAAGAAAAAUUUUUGUUCUCGUUUAACAAAUUAUUUAUACUUGGCAGACUUAAUUACCAUUAAUCUUUUAAGCACCAUCCUUUGUGACUCAUUUGAAGAUUUGACAAAAAUAUUUCAAAUUCACACAAAAUAUGGUCCAUGUUUUGAAAGGUUGAAGGCUAGCAAUGAGUUUGAAAUGCGAUUGGAAGAGCCAAGGCCAAUUUAUGCACCACAAGAUCCAUUUCUUGUUGCCGAGCUUGUUCUUAAACCCGAUAAAGUUGAAACAGAUCCAUCACGGGAUGUUACACUUUAUGUCGUUGGACAAAUGAUUGAUUUGUUUUGGGAAGCGAUUCAUAAUGUAAAGCCAUUUCAAAGUGAUGAGAAAUUCAAGCUAUUUACAGAGCCAAGCAUUGUAGGACAUCAAGAAGAGUGCCUCUUUAAAAAUCCAGCCUCAAUUGACUUCAUGUUGACGAUAAAUUCACAUUUGAACCGCAAUAAAAAAUCAAUAAUAACGAUAAUAAAUUUAGCAUAUGAUAAGGUUGAGAUUUACAUUAAAAGAUUUGAGGCAAUACGAAAGGCUUACAAGGAGGAUUUAGAAAUGGACAGGGAGCAAUUGAGAAAGGAAAAGGAUUUAGAUUUAUUGAUUGGAUAUUGUGAACGCUUUACCACUGAAAUGUAUUCACUCGAUGGACUUUUACCUGAAAUAAAUUUGGGAUUAUUAAAGCUGAAGCAAGGAUCGUUUCGUGAUAAAAUUUUACCGACCUGCCGUGAGCUACUUUCAAUACUUGAAGAACACCUUCCAUCACUUGCAAAAGAUACUGUUACGGAAGUACGUGAGAAAGCUGAGAAUUUAAUGACCAAACUCACAACAACGCCACAGGAGGCACAAAGUUUCGUCAAUUAUCUUGACUUCUUAGAAAAAUGUGAAGGUAAAAUUGCUGAGAUUGAAAAAGUUCUCAGCUAUGCUUUAAGAGCCUUCCAAAUCAUGCAAAACUUUGAAAUUACGGUUGAUGAGGAUGAGAAAGAGAACUUCUUGGAUGUUGAAGAAUUUCUGCAACAAUUGAAGGUUGAAUUGGAAUCAAAAAUUGAGUCACGUGAAUUUAUUAUUGAGCAAUUAGCAGCAAGCUUACAGAAGGAUAUUGCUAAGAUUUUUAAUGAAAUUGAGUCUGUCAGAAUUGAGGUUAUGAAACCGGAAUUGAUUGAUGAAAAUGCAAAUAGCAUUCAGGUCCGUGAAAAUUUGGCAGAACUAAUGGAGAAGCUUCACGAAUGCCAAGAAAAUUCUCAAAAAAUUCGUGGGUGGCAAAAGCAAUUUAGAAUUGAUGUUACAAGAUUUGAUUCGCUUGAUGUUGUUUUUCAAGAAGUUCGAUUGCGUCAGAUGCUUUGGGACUCACUACAGCAAUGGAAAGAUUGUUAUGAUGAAUUAAUUGAAAUUCCAUUCCAUAAACUAAACAUUCAACAAGUGGUUGAGCUCAAUACGAAAAUACUUAAAAAUUGUGGGAUGCUUGAAAAGAAUCUGCCGAAAAAUGAGAUUGUGCCACGACUGAAAGGAAAUUGCGAGGAGUUUAAGGAAAAAAUCCCAAUAUUAUUAUGUCUCCGUUCCUCAGAUCUCAAGCCACGUCACUGGUUGAAAAUUGAACAGACAUUGGAUAGGAAAUUACUUGGCAAUGAGAACAUUACAAUGUAUACCUUUGAGGAUGCAAAUGCAUUCGAUGGCGGUGAUAAUUCAACAGCUAUUCAAGAAAUCUCGGGUCAAGCUAUAGGAGAAGCAAAGCUUGAAGAGUCAUUAAAGAAAGUCGACACAGUAUGGAAAACUUUAGAACUUUCAAUCAUUUCAUACAGAGAUGCUCGAGAUAUUUACAUCCUAGGGGGAAUUGAUGAACUUCAAGCUGUUCUUGAUGACUCGAAUGUUACAAUUGCAACAAUUGCUGCCUCAAAGCACAUAGGAACACUAAAGCCCCGCAUAGAUGAAUGGAUAAGACAGCUGGAUCUUUUUGGAAAGACAUUCGAGGAGUGGGUGAAGGUGCAACAGUCAUGGAUAUAUUUAGAAGCAAUAUUCUCAGCACCUGACAUACAGCGACAAUUACCACAGGAAGCAAAAAUUUUCGUUAUUGUUGACAAGAACUGGAAGGAAAUCAUGAGACAUGUCGCAAAAUAUUCUCUUGCUCUGCCGGCAAUGACACAAAAUGGAUAUUAUGAAAGUCUGCAAAGGAACAGAAUUUUACUUGAACAAAUUACUCGUUGUUUAGAGGCGUACUUGGAAGUGAAACGUGUAGCAUUUCCACGCUUCUACUUUUUGUCAAAUGAUGAAUUACUCGAGAUUUUGGCACAAACGAAAAAUCCUCAUGCUGUUCAACCUCAUUUAAGGAAAUGCUUUGAUGCCAUUUCACGAAUAGAGUUUGGUAUGAAAGAGGGCGAUAAGAAAGGUGAAAAGGUACAGACGAAUGACAUACUGAGCAUGAUAUCGCCCGAAGGUGAACGAGUAACGUUUGCCAAAGGUUUAAAGGCACGUGGAUCUGUUGAAGAUUGGCUAAGCAAGAUGGAAGAAGCAAUGUUCUCGGCUAUUAAAAGAUGCAUGAAGUCAGCAUAUGUACGAUAUAAAAUAAUGGAUAGAGUCCAAUGGAUUUUUGAAAAUGCAAAUCAAGUCGUGCUUACCGUCUCACAAGAAGCAUGGGCACAAAAUGUUCAUGACAUUUUAGACUCGAAUGACGAUACGGAAGAUAAAAGCAAACGACUUGUUGAUUUUGAGGCGAAAUUAAUAAAAGAUCUUGGAGUUUUGGCAUCACUGGCACGCACAAGGCUUCAACCUUUAAUCCGAAAGAUAUUGUGUGCCCUCAUUACGGUUGAUGUGCAUGCAAAGGAUUCAAUAUCCAGUUUAAUACAGAAUAAUGUCACGAAAAGUGAUGACUUCAACUGGCUAAAAAUGUUGAGAUAUUACUGGAAACCAGAUACAGAGUUGGUGCAAGUUCGUAUGGCAUCUGCAAAUGUUCCUUAUUUGUAUGAGUAUUUAGGGGCAGGUGGUGUCUUGGUAAUAACUCCACUCACAGAUCGCUGCUAUCUUUGUCUAAUGGGUGCUAUACAAAUGGAAUUAGGUGGCGCGCCAGCUGGACCUGCAGGAACUGGAAAAACAGAAACAACCAAAGAUUUAGCAAAAGCUAUUGCAGUUCAAUGUGUGGUAUUCAAUUGUUCUGAUGGACUUGACUAUAAAAUGAUGGGAAGAUUCUUCUCAGGCUUGGCUCAAUCUGGAAGCUGGUGCUGCUUUGAUGAGUUCAAUCGAAUUGAUAUCGAAGUAUUGUCUGUGAUUGCACAGCAAUUGAUAACAAUAAGAAAUGCCAAAGCAAUGAAAUUGAAAAGAUUUAUUUUUGAAGGACGUGAAAUCAAGCUUGUUCAGUCAUGUGCUGCAUUUAUAACAAUGAAUCCUGGUUAUGCUGGAAGAACUGAGUUGCCUGACAAUUUAAAGGCUUUAUUCCGUCCAGUCUCAAUGAUGAUUCCAGACUAUAAACUCAUUGCUGAAGUCAUCCUUUACUCUGAAGGUUUUGAAGGCUCACAGAUAUUGGCACAGAAAAUGGUGCAAACUUACAAACUUUGUAGUGAACAAUUGAGUCAACAGUCACAUUAUGAUUUUGGAAUGAGAGCAGUAAAGUCAGUUCUUGUCAUGGCUGGUGCGUUAAAAAGAGCAUCGCCAAAUCAAAGGGAGGAAAUAAUUUUAAUUUGUGCAUUAAGAGAUUCAAAUUUGCCAAAGUUUUUAAAAGAUGAUGCUGCAUUGUUCAAUGGAAUCAUCAGUGACCUAUUCCCAAAUAUUGACUUACCAGUUGUGGAAUAUGGAGACUUACAAAGAGCGAUUGAGGAUAGCAUGAAUGCAAGAAAUCUUCAGCCAUUGCCAACUUUAAUAACAAAAUGCGUACAAUUGUAUGAGACGAUGAAUGUUCGUUGGGGCGUUAUGCUUGUUGGACUAGCUGCAAGUGGUAAAACAUCAACAUUACAUACACUUGCCGAUUCCCUUAUCAAGCUACACAAUGAUGGAGUUAUAAAUCCAAAUUAUCGCAAUGUAAAGAUCCAAACCAUCAAUCCUAAAUCAAUAACAAUCGAUGAGCUGUAUGGAAGUGUUAAUUCAAUGACCCUUGAAUGGAAUGAUGGAUUAUUGGGUAUGGCAGUAAGAUCAGCUGUCAGUGUAACUGAAGAAGAACAUCAAUGGAUUGUUUGUGAUGGACCAGUCGAUGCUGUUUGGAUAGAGAACCUUAAUACACUGCUCGAUGACAAUAAAAUGUUGUGCCUUGCGAAUUCAGAAAGAAUAAAGCUUACUCCAUGGGUUCAUAUGGUGUUUGAGGUUGAAAAUCUAGAGCAAGCAUCUCCAGCCACAGUAUCACGAUGCGGUAUGGUUUAUAUUGAUUCACAGCAUCUAACAUGGCAAGCAUUAGUGAAAUCAUGGUUGAAUACAAUCGACGAAGAGCAAUUUGAUACAGACUUAAAGACGUACAUUGAGGAGCUAUUUAAUAAAUAUUUCGAUGAUAUUCUCACAUUCACUAGAAGGAAAUGUGCAGUCAUACAGAAUCAAGUUGAGUCAAGCAAAAUUGACAUGCUGUGCACAAUUCUGAAGUCGCUACUAAUGAAAAUUCCAAAUAUGAAUCUUAUGGAAGAUUCGGACAUAAAAGCAUACAUAUGUAAGUUAUGGCUGUUCGCAACUCUUUGGUCAAUUGGGUCAAAUUUCUUUGAAGCAUCGAGAAUAAUUUUGGAAGUUCAUGUUAGGAAGUUAUUGGAAGGACAUGAGAACAUUGAUCUGCCGGAGACAAGUUUGUGGGAAUAUCGAAUUAAUCCAGAAGCAAAAGUCUGGGAAAAGUGGGAGAAAAUCAUUCCUAAAUUUCAAUUUAAUCCAAAUGUCCAGUUCUUUGACAUGAUUGUCCCAACAUCUGAUAUCGUCCGAUUUGGUUACAUUAGUGAGAUAUUAAUUAAAGCUUUACAUCCAGUUCUAUUCAUUGGCGAAGCUGGUGUCGGAAAAUCUGUAAUUGCAAAAGAGCUUCUGUCGCGUUUAUCAGCCGAAGGACAAAUAGUUCCAGUAUGCAUGAACUUUUCAGCCCAAACAAACAGCACAAGGACACAAGAAAUGAUUGAAAAUCGAUUGGAGAAGAGAAAGAAGACCCUUCUCGGUGCUCCAUUUGGAAAGCAAAUUUUGAUUUUUAUUGAUGAUGUAAAUAUGCCAAAGCUUGAAGUUUAUGGAGCGUCACCGCCAAUUGAGCUGCUACGACAAUUUUUAGACUUCAAAGGAUUAUAUGACCGAGAAAAAUUGUACUGGAAGAAUAUUGUGGAUUUAAUUUUAACCGCAGCAUGCGCCCCAGCAGGUGGUGCUAGAAAUCCUUUAUCGCCUAGAUUUUUGCGACAUUUUUCGGUCUUGUCAUUUCCAACACCAAACCGAAAUACUUUAAUUGGAAUUUUUGGUGGAAUCAUUGUGGGCUUCUUUUCAGAAUUUGCUAAAACAAUUUGGAGUCUAGCUGAGCCUCUUGUCGUUGCAGCUGUAACAUUAUACGAGCGAAUUGCACAGGAACUGCUUCCAACACCGACAAAAUCUCAUUACUUGUUCAAUUUACGAGACUUGUCGAAAUGUAUACAAGGCGUAUUGCAAGCCGACAGCUCAUCAUACACAAAUCAAAGUCAAAUUUUACGAUUAUUUUAUCACGAAGCACUUCGCACAUUUCACGACCGUCUUGUGUCAGAUGACGAUAAAAAGUUCUUUAAAAAUUUACUCAAUGAAAUAUCGGUGGAGCAUUUUAAAUGCAACAUUAUUGAGAACGAUGAAGUUUUAAUGUUUGGUGACUUUAUGGUGUUUGGUCAAGCGCGUGAGAAUCGAAUUUAUGAGGAAAUUAAAAAUGUCGAUAAAUUAAAAAGCAUAUUGUUGGAUUACAUUCAAGACUACAAUGCAAUGACUGGUAAAGAUUUGAAUCUGAUUUUAUUUCAAGACGCAAUCGAGCACAUUUUGAGACUGUCGAGAUUGUUGAGAGCUGAAAGAGGAAAUGGAUUACUCGUCGGCCUAUCAGGCUUGGGAAAGCAAUCGAUAACUCGUCUUGCAUCAAACAUAAAUAGCUAUCAGUGCAUGCAAAUCGAACUUAAACGUGGUUACGAUUAUACAUCAUUUCGUGAGGAUUUAAGAAAGUGCUAUUCAAUUGCUGGCAUAAAUAAUACGCCAAUUGUCUUCCUUUUAAAUGACACGCAAAUAUUGCAAGAGGAAUUUUUGGAAGACAUCAAUAAUGUCCUAAAUUCUGGAGACGUUCCAAACUUAUUUGAGGGCGAUGAGUAUGAGAAAUUGAUUUUAAGUAUUCGUGUGCCAUGCAUGGAAGCAAAUUACAAGGAUCAAAGUCGAGACGGAAUUUAUGAGUUUUUCAUUUCACGUGUCCGUAAAAAUUUGCAUGUUGUUCUAUGCAUGAGUCCUAUUGGUGAUUCAUUCCGUAAGCGAUGUCGAAUGUUUCCGUCAUUAGUCAAUUGCUGUACAAUCGAUUGGUUUGAGAUGUGGCCACAAGAAGCACUUUACUCAGUUGCAUAUGGCUCAUUAAGGACACUAUCUGAUGAUGAUCAGCAAUGUGAAAAUAUCGCAUCCGUUUGUGUCAUGAUACACGAUAGUGUUGAGAAGGCAUCAGAGACAUUCUUUUUGGAAACAAAGCGGCAUUACUACACAACACCGUCAAGCUAUUUAGAGCUUUUAAAACAGUAUCAUGCUUUAAUUAAACAAAGGAUGCACUCCAUAUCAGCAUUAAGGAACAAAAUUGCUAAUGGAUUGAAUAAAAUUUUAGAAACCAAUGAUAUUGUUGCUAUAAUGGAACAGGAACUUAAAGUAAUUGUUCCUAUUAUGGAGAAAAAAUCACUUGAAAUUAAAGAUACGUACGCAAAGUUGGAGAAAGAUACAGCACAAGUUGAUGCUAUAAAGAAAGUUGUAAUGCAGGAUGAAACAGAGGCAAAGAUCAAAGCAGCUGAGACACAAGAGCUAGCUGAUGAUGCUGCUAAGGAUUUGGAGACUGUCAUGCCGCAAUUGAGAACCGCUCAAGAUGCUCUCAGAGCUUUAAACAAAAGCGAUGUCAAUGAAAUUCGCGUCUUCCAAAAGCCACCAAAGCUUGUUCAAUUCGUCAUGGAAGCAGUUUGUGUGCUCCUUAACACAAAACCAGACUGGAAUAAUGCAAAACAGAUUAUGGCAGAUGUCAACUUCCUUAAAAAGCUACAGGAAUAUAAUGCCAACAAUAUUUCAGAAUCUAUGGUCAAAAAAUUAAAGACAUAUAUCGAUCAUAAGGAUUUCCAACCAGCAAUUGUUGAGAAAGUCUCAAAAACAGCCAGAUCAAUGUGUGCAUGGGUCAUUGCCAUGAAUCGAUAUGCUGAAGUGUUUAAGGAUAUUGAACCAAAAAUUCGUAAACGUGAUGGUGCUGAAAAUGAGCUAAAGCAAGUCAUUUAUAUCUUGAGGCAAAAGCAAAAUCAAUUAGCGGAAGUGGAAGGAAAAGUUCAGCUACUGAUUAAUGAAAGAGACAGGAAGCAGAAAGAAAUGCAUGAAAUCCAAAUGAGAUACGAUUUGAAUAAUAAGCGAUUGACAAGUGCCGGAAGACUAACAUCUGCACUGUCGGAAGAGGAAGCUCGAUGGAGAGAGACUGUUGAACGAUUGGAUAAUAAUCUCUUCACAAUUCCUGGUGAUAUACUUGUUGCUUCUGCAUAUGUUGCAUAUCUUGGUGCUUUUCCCAUCCAUUAUCGUAAGGAUAUGUGUAAGAUGUGGAUGCUUGAAUGUCAACGACUUCAAAUUCCGAGUGGUGAUAAUUUUGACUUUAUCAGCUGUUUAGGCGAUCCAUAUCAGAUUCGUGAAUGGAAUAUUUGUGGACUUCCUCGAGAUGAUGUUUCCGUUGAAAAUGGAAUAAUCACGACUCAAUCUAGUCGAUGGACAUUAUGUAUUGAUCCACAAGAGCAAGCUAAUCGUUGGAUUAGGAAUAUGGAAAGAGACAACAAUUUGAUUAUCACAAAAAUGGAUAAUCCAAAUCUUGUAAGACUCCUUGAAAAUGCCAUUACCGGUGGUCAACCAGUUUUAAUUGAGGAAGUUGAAGAAACUUUGGAUCCAUCUUUAAAUCCAGUCCUUGCGCGAUCUUUUUAUAAUCAAGGUGGAAGGAUAAUGAUGCGAUUUGGUGAAAAUGACAUAGAAUAUGAUUCUAAUUUCAAACUGUACAUGACAUCAAAGCUUUCAAAUCCUCAUUAUUUGCCCGAAAUUUGUAUUCAAGUUACAUUGAUCAAUUUCUUGGUAUCAAUGUCUGGAUUAGAGGAUCAAUUGCUUGCCGACAUUGUCAGAAUAGAACUUCCGGAAAUGGAGAAGCAAAGGAACGAUUUAAUUGUCAGCAUCAAUUCCGACAAACAGCAGCUUCAAAUGCUAGAAGAUAAAAUCCUAAAACUUUUAUUCUCAUCGGAAGGAAACAUACUCGAUGACGAUGAGUUGGUUGAGACGUUAAAUGAAUCAAAAGAAAUAUCAAUUGUAAUAGAAUCACGUCUGAUUGACACAGAAAAGACUGAGGAAGCAAUAACACUUGAGCGUGAAAAGUAUCGUCCCCUAGCAGCAAAAGGUGCUGUUUUAUUUUUUGUUGUCUCAUCACUUUCCGAAAUCGAUCCAAUGUAUCAAGUGAGCUUGAGAUACUUUACCCAAAUAUUUUGUUCUGUUCUUGAACAGGAUAUACCGAAAAUGGAAUUCAACGACCGCAUCGAGUUUCUGUUUCAACAGGAAAUUCGAUCAAUUUAUUUGAAUAUAAGUCGUGGAUUGUUUGAGAAGCAUAAAGCUAUUUAUAGCUUUCUUUUAGCAACGGAAAUUGAAAAGCAUGAUAAUAAAAUUACCGAUAAUGAGUUUGAUUUUCUCUUGCGUGGCAGUGCUGGAAGCAGUAAAAAUCUCAACGACGAUAAUGUUCGUAUUAAACCAGACAAUUUAGAGAAAGUAAGUGAGAAGCAAUGGAAUAGCUGCAUCUUCUUAGAGCAAGAAUUUCCUCACUAUGCGAAUCUUACAGUCGAGUUGAGUAAGAAGAUUGUCGUAAAAUUUAAAGAUCAAAAAUUCAAUCUCACUGAUGGCUUUGAAGACUCAUCGACUAAAUGGAAUGAGAACUUAACUCCAUUCUCGAAAUUAAUUCUCAUUUCGGUACUUAAACCUGAACAACUCAUGCUUGCUGUGAACUGUUACAUUCGAGACACGCUGGGAAGAGAAUUUGUGGAAUCUAAAACGACAUCAAUUGGGUCUGUUUUUCGCGACAUGACACCAUCAACGCCAUUGAUUUUCAUUUUGUCGAGUGGAAGUGAUCCGAUGACGGCACUUCAAAAGUUUGCUAAUGAGCAGGAUUUUAGUGAGAGGCUGCAAUCAAUUUCGCUGGGUCAGGGACAAGGCGUUACAGCUGAAGCACUCUUAACAAAAGCUCAAACAGUCGGCAACUGGAUUUACUUACAAAAUUGUCAUCUAUCAAUCUCAUGGAUGCCAUCCCUCGAGUCAAUCGUACGUGAUUUGGUUUUGGGAAAUUUCAAAGUACAUCCAGAUUUUCGAUUAUUCCUAUCAUCAAUGCCAUCAAGACAUUUUCCCGUAAGCAUACUUCAGAACUCUAUUAAGCUCACGAAUGAGACGCCAAAGGGAUUGAAAUCAAAUCUAAUGAGAUCAUUAAUGGAUUUAGACGAGGAAAUGUUUGAGAUUCAUAUCCAUGGAAAUAUAUGGAGGAAAAUGAUAUUUGGAUUGUGCAUGUUUCACGGUGUCAUAAUCGAGCGGAAAAAAUUCGGAAGUUUGGGUUUCAAUAUUCUAUAUGAAUUUAAUGAUAGCGAUCGUGAGUGUGCCUUAAACACAUUAAAUUUAUUCAUUGAUCGUGAAACUCGAAAGGAAAUUCCAUGGCAAGCACUCGAGUAUAUUAAUGGUGAAAUAACAUAUGGCGGCAGAAUCACUGAUGAAUGGGAUCGACGAUGUGCACGAACUAUAUUGAAAUUAUUUUCAUGCGAGAGCAUUCUCGAUGAGGAUUACGUGUACAGUAAGAGUGGCGUGUAUUAUUGUCCUAGUUUGAAGAAGCUUGAUGACUUUAAGCAGUAUGUUAACGAGUUGCCAUUUAAGGAAGAACCAGAGAUAUUUGGCAUGCAUGAGAAUGCUGACAUUGUGUAUGAAACGAAGGAAGGAAGUUUCUUUCUUAAAUCGAUUUUAGAAAAUCAAUCAAAGCUUGUCAGUGCUUCUACAAGCUCAAACGACACUAUAGUAAUGGAUAUUAUACAGAAACUUAAAGGUUCUAUUGCCAAAUCAAUAACAACAGACAGCAUGAAGGCUGAAUUGAAUGACACAGAUUCAAAAGACAGAGUUAUGCCUUUAACGACGGUUUUACUACAAGAGACUGGAAGGUUUAAUAAGUUAUUGAAAACAAUUCAUCGCAGUUUAAAGGAACUGGAAAAAGGAAUCAAUGGAUUUGUUGUCAUGUCUGAGAAUUUAGAGGCCAUUUUUGAUUCAUUCUUGAUUAAUCAAGUUCCAAAAUUGUGGGCAACGCACGGAUUUUUGUCUACAAAAUCAUUAAGCUCUUGGACCGAAGACUUGAUACUUAGAAUUGAGCAAAUUCAGAACUGGAUAGAAAAGGGAGUUCCAACAUCAGUCUGGAUUUCAGGCUUUUUCUUCCCACAAAGUUUUCUCACUGCUGUGCUACAAACACAUUCGAGACGAUAUAACUUAGCAAUUGACAUGCUUAAAUUUGACUUUGAAGUUUUGGACACGACUUUGAUGCAAAAAAGAAUUUACGAGACGAGACUUGACGGAGAAACAGGAAAUGUUUAUGGAGAAUUGUAUGCACCAGAUGAUGGAAUUUAUGUGCAUGGAUUAUUCUUAGAAGCUGGAAAAUGGGACAGUUCAAGAGGUGGACUUACUGAUCCAAAAAUAGGUGAAUUAGAAACUAUCUUUCCAGUUUUAUGGCUUAAACCUUGCCAGAAACUUGUCAUUUCUGAUCGCUAUGAGGCUCCACUUUACAAAACACCAGUAAGAGCUGGUGUAUUAUCGACUACAGGACAUUCGACAAACUUUAUACUUUCAAUUUUGCUGAAAUCUUUAAAACCACCAAAUUUUUGGAUAUUACGAGGAACAGCUUUGGUUACACUUUUGACUGAUUAAAAUUACUUUUUCAUUUCCAAUUUAAUUAAAAACUUUUUGAUACAACAAAACUACAAAUUAAUAAGCUUUACUGAUAAUAAUAAGUAACUUAAUUAGCUUCACCGUUCAGCUUUUGUUCCUCAGAAUUUGUUGCUUCUUCGUUUGCAGGCGUGUCGUCAUUAUUUGGUCCAACUUUAGCUCGUUCCUUUUCCGUUCUGAAUUUUUGACUAAUAUACUUCCAAUACUUGUAUCUGAUUGUGUCAUAAUGGUUAGCCAGCAUGUCGCAAAUUUCAUAGACCUUCCUUGCAAAAAUCUCUGGAUCAUCAUAACUGUUUGUCUCGUAGAUGUGUAAAGUCUUUUCAAUAUACAUAUCCACAAGAAAUGCCAACAAGUAUGGUGCUCGAUUGCCAGAAUUGUAAAGGUCUUCAGUAAAUGCUUCUACAUCUGGAAAUUGACUGAUUUGAAAGUCUCCCGACUCUAGUAAUCCUUUAAGAUAGUUCCAGGAGCUCUCAUUGUUCUUAACUAAACGAAUACGAUUUAUGGCAUAAUGAAUUUCACGCUGGACAGUCUCAAGUGUUAAUCCCAUAUGUUUUAAUAUGAAAAAUCUCUGAUUCCAUGCUGAAUUAUUUCUUACAUCUGCUGAUAACAGCUUGUCGAUGUAUGCCAACUCGUUAUCGUAAAGACU
Chironomus riparius is the source of this 12610-nucleotide messenger RNA. Lineage: Eukaryota; Metazoa; Arthropoda; Insecta; Diptera; Chironomidae. The record is from the annotation of a GenBank genome assembly.